GCUCACUCCGAGGUUCGUAAAAUCAAUAACGACGACGACCUGUGGCGACGCCAUGGGACUAGACGCGUCGGCGUUAGUAAGUUCCGAGAGUCUGCUGUGUUACAGACGCCUGUGGAAGAAUAUUUUGCGUGAUCACAGACACUGUUGGUCACACUGGAGGUUUCCACCACAAGCUGUUGGAAUCAUGCGGAGAGGCUGGAGCUCUCUGUGUCAGAUCAAAAUAUACUUCUUGGCCAUUAUAAUGCUCGUCAUAAGUGGAUACCUCUUCUUCUCAGGAACACCUACGGGCGAUGUUAUACUGCGAAGAUUUCUAAAGCCGACUCAAGACGCUGUCUACUAUCACCGCGAGAUUGCAGCACAGUUAGCUGACAUAACCAGAACUCUACGAAACAGUGAAUGUAAAGUUGACCCUCGAAUUCUGCUGAGAUUAAACGCCAUUGCCGGUCAAUUGGAUCCUCGAAUCGCUUUUAGCGACUCCGAAAUGUUAACGACGUUGAGGAAUAAUGAAACGGAAACACACACAGAAGUUUGUGGCGAUGCAAACAACAAAUCAAGAGGAGACUAUCUAUUUUAUCAACAAAACGACCCUCCACUUUGCAGAGGCACAGAACAGAAACGUCCAAUCAGCGAACUAAUCACCGUCAUUGUAAAUAAUGUCGAUAGAAAUUCUAAAAUAUUUUCAGAAAGACUACAGAUUAUAUUGGAUGGCAUUCGUGGUUACCACAAGUUCGUUCCUGUGCUGUUUGCUGACGUCAAUACGAACGUGACGUACGAACAAAAGACAUUCUCUCCUUCGAGAUCUCUCGACAACGUCCGCAUCUUAACCGUGGAGCCUCGAUUUAUUCUAACGCCUGGAGUAAUAUGGAACACUCUGAUUCAAGAAGUUACAACUCCCUACGUUCUUGUCGCUAGAGAUCUAUCUCAUUUCAACGCAUAUGCUAGGUUAGAACGACAGAUUUACAUGAUUUCCAUCUCUGAUUUUAUCGGUGUUGUCGGUGGUGCGUUCAGAAACUUAACAGGACACUGGAAAGUUGGAUGUUACCAGACUGACAUCCGAAAUUAUUUUCUAAGGAUUGUCGAAGGUUAUAAAUAUUCUACCUAUGGAUGCAUGUUCUGUGAUCAUCUGGAAGGACCUUUUGUGGCGAGGACGAGCGUAAUCAAAGAGAUAAAAUUCAACGAAGAAUUACCAGAUGAUGUUCUCUUCAACGAUUGGUUCCUGCGCGUAAAACAGUCCAACGUACUUGCAAUGAACUGUCCCGACGCCAUGUAUUUUACGCACGGAAAAAGUCACACCCAGGAACAAAGUACCCCAAAACAAAGUUCCUGGCUGGUUUUAGCAAAACAAUGGGGAGUACACAGAAUAUUCGUGCCUCCAAAUAUUAUAUAUUUGUUCUCGUGUAAGGAGGUGGGGCUGUCGUGUAAAACAUCCAAAAGAUUGAAAGAACAUCUCAUGCCGUCUUGUUGCUUGGUUCAGAUGGCCAGAGCUUGGAAAGCCUUGGAUGAUUUUGCCUCAACAUACGGAAUCGGCUAUGAACUCAACUCUGGUGCGUUACUAGGAGCAGUGAAGCUGAGGACUCAUUUGCCUUGGGAUGUCGACGCCGACGUCCGUUUCGACACAAGAGAAUAUCUGACAUUUUUCAGGAAACAAAAGGCAUUUAAUAACAAAGGUUUGAAACUGAAAGGAUUUAACUCUGAGGCGAAAGGAUAUUUUCAAAUAUGGACACCGGAAGUCAACAUAGAAAUGUGGGGUUCGGACACUCUAACGAGCAUCUUUCUUCCGGCGGAUGUGAGGGAGGUUCCUACAAGAGUGUACAUGUUGGGUGCUUGGGUGAGAGGUGCUGCGAACCCCGGUCUGUACGCUUGGAACAAGUAUGGAGUUAACUAUUUAAAACAUUCUCCUGUUAGAAGUUGGACCAGCCGCAACAGCACCAUGUACGAGUACCCACUGUGGACGUGGCCACCAUGCCCAAACCCACAGCAUCAUGCCUGCCUUGACCACUAUCCUACUGACGGCAGCUUCGAUUUUGUGCCCCAGAUGGUGCACUGAAGCUGUCUGUCCACUAAGUUAAUAGUGACCAACACGCAGUUACUAUGGUCCAAUUAAUUUAAAUUUUAUCAAAGCAAAUGAUUGACGAUGUCUUUUCACGGAAUAUCAGCUCAUUCUUAAAACAAGGACCAGAUAUAAAAUUUAUAUGUGAUAUGAAUUUUCACAAACAAAUUAACUGGGUUAUUAAACUCCAUACGAUACUUGUGAGGAAGUUAGGAGGAGACUAAAUUCCGGAAAUGCUUGCUACUUCUCAGUCCAAAAUAUUUUGUCUUCCCGUCUGAUUUCUAAGAAC
Messenger RNA from Zootermopsis nevadensis, 2339 nucleotides. RefSeq lists its product as uncharacterized. Lineage: Eukaryota; Metazoa; Arthropoda; Insecta; Blattodea; Termopsidae. The record is from RefSeq and is a predicted model, not a curated record.